Vigna umbellata (rice bean) is the source of this 1392-nucleotide messenger RNA. NCBI's taxonomy places the organism in Eukaryota, Viridiplantae, Streptophyta, Magnoliopsida, Fabales, Fabaceae. The record is from RefSeq and is a predicted model, not a curated record.
UUUGACAAAAGGCCAGCUUAGUGUGAAAAUUGAUGUUUAUAGCUUUGGAGUGGUGUUGUGUGAGCUUCUAUCAUCAAAGCUUUCAAUAUUCCAUAUUAUGAAUGAGGAGGAUAAUCUUAAUACCCUUUUAAGCAGAAAAAUUGAAAACAAAACUUUGGUGGAGCUGUUUGAUCCGAGACUUGGGUUCCAAUCAAACCUUAACAUCAAGCAGUUGAUGACUGCUACAGCUGAGCUUGCAGUUCUCUGUAUGAAAUGUCCACAAGAAUCGAGGCCAAACAUGGAACAGGUGCUAGAGAUUCUCAAUGAAAUGAAGCAAGGGAGAUAUGUAACAACCUCUCGCUCAACUAAAGCUUUGAAAAUCUUCCACCAUGCUGAACUUGAAGAAGCUACUAACAAUUUUGGCACCUGCCUUGGUAAGGGAGGGUAUGGCAGCGUAUACUAUGGAAAACUUAAAGAUGGACUAGAGGUUGCAAUAAAAUGUUUCCAUGACGAGAAUGAGACAGAAGAGACCAUUAAGCAAUUCAUGAAAGAAUCUGAUAUCUUAGGUCUCUUGCACCACCAAAAUCUGGUCUCACUCUAUGGCCGCACUUCUCGCCAUUGCAAGAAACACAUGCUAGUGUAUGAGUACAUCUCCAAUGGCACACUUUCCAAACAUCUUCAUGAGUCUUCCGGUGAUAAACUACCAUGGCAAACUAGAUUGAAUAUUGCCAUUGAAACUGCAACUGCAUUGGUAUUUCUUCAUGACUCAAGUGUCAUCCACCGUGAUGUGAAAGGGAGUAACAUUCUGUUGGAUGAAAAUUUUACUGUUAAAGUUGCUGAUUUUGGAUUCUCACGGUCUCUUCCAGAUCAUGUUACUCAUGUUACAACUAUUCCAGUAGGAACUCGUGCUUAUAUAGAUCCUGACUACUAUAUAUCUGGAAGGGUCAGUAACAAAAGUGAUGUAUAUAGUUUUGGAGUGGUCUUGUUUGAACUCAUAUCAUCUAUCCACCCAAGUUUUGUUGCAGGCACAGAUAAUGAGACUCUGGCACAGUUUGCAAAGAGAAAAAUUUUGAACAAUGAAUUAAACGAGAUAGUUGAUGAAAGCUUUUCCUGUGGUUCUGACGAUAACAUUUUGGAAAUGAUAUCAGCAGUGGCAGAGUUAGCAUUUCAGUGUGUGCAGUGUCCCAAGGAGUUCAGACCAUCCAUGAAACAGGUGCUAGAGACCUUGGAAGGCAUAAGUAAAGGAAAAUGGGGAUUCAACCAGAUGACGUAGUCUUCAUUCACACACACUACCAGUGAUUAUCAGUUAGACAGUAACUUCAGAAACCUGCUUUUGAGAUUCACUUUAGAUCAUUGUUUCACUUUCACAAUUGUUUAUUUGUAUCCCACAAUAGGAAUGUUGUUUUCUUCUCA